UGCAUUUAAUAUGAGUUUACCAAAUUUGUCUCCAUCAGUGGCUUGUCACAUACUUGAUACAUGCUUGGGACUUUCAUGUUGUUUGGAAAAUGAAUUUCUACAGAGAACAUUCCAAAUAUAUUUUGAACUGGAUCCUUGCAGCAGUAAACUAAGUAUUGGAAUUGAAAAAGUGUUUUACAAUACAACAAUGACAGAUUUUAAAUGGGGUUUUGACAACUAUUUUAGCCUACAAGGAAUUGUGAGAGUAAUGUAUAAUAUUGAAGAUUUGCACACAGAGAAGAUGUAUCUUAUAACUAUGAAGAUCAUGUUUUGUUUUGAGAGCACAUCACCGGAGUGUUCAGAGAAUGACCAGUUUACAGUUCUUGAGAAUACAAUGUUACCAAAAGGUUUAUGUGAUUGGUCAGAUCAUAUGUCACCUUCAGGCUUUUCUCUGAAGCAGUGGUAUAUAGAGAAAGGACUAACACCAAGUGACACAUUACCAGACUGGAUGAUAUCACAGAUGUUGAAUGAAAUGAGUGUUUCUUCAUAUCUUAAUAUCCACGAAUGUCGUAGGUCUGAUAUAUAUUAUUCUCAAAGUACCAAUGGUUGGAAGAAAGGAAUUACACAAGAUCUCUGGUUGGUGGGAGUGUUUCACGCCUCUUUCAACAUCAGAAGUUUUCCAGGAGAAAGAAUGUAUGUUGUUUCACUCAAUAUAAGCAUUUGCUUUGAAGAUGAGAAGCCUUGUUAUCUGUCUGUACAGAUUCUGCAUAAUACUAGACUGCCUAGACGUCUUUGUACCUGGGAAACUAAAUAUUAUAUAGAAAAAUUCUCAUUAGAAAAAUGGAAAGAAUCCAAGUAUAUCAACAGAGACCAACAUUUACCAGCAUAUGGAUUGUCACUUUUGUUUGAAGAAAUUGGUAUAUCACCUUUCUUAAAGAAAGAACAGUGCAGUACAGAAAUAACAAAGUACAGUAAAGAUCUUCCAAUCAAAGAUGACUGUCCUUUGAAAAGACCAUCUGAGAUCAACACGAAUGUUCCAUGUUAUAUUCCAUCUCUGUGCACUGGUAUCGAGUGUUGUAUCCACGCUGAUGCUCUGAGAAGAGCUUUCGAAGUUACUGUUAUUCUGGAUCCCUGUCAGUUUGUUUUUACUAUUGGAAUUGAAACAUUUAGGAGGAACCUUUCUGUUGCUACGUUAGAACUAGGAAAGCAACAGCAGUUUUCAUUAGGAGGGAUAGUUAAUAUAUUAUUGAUAAUUGACAAGAUUGAGAAGGAGCAUGUUUAUGUUAUGUCACUGAAUGUUACAGUAUGUACAGAAAGCAACCAACCUUGCGAACAGAACUUAGUAGUGUUAAGAAAUGCACUAUUCCCAAUACUACAGUGUUCGUCUGAUAUGAGAUUUAUUACAGAAAGUUUUUCACUUGUUGACUGGAAAGAAGAAAAUAACAUAUCAGGAGAACAAUUGUCAGAAAAUGAAGCUUCCAAACUGGUAUCUGACAUAGGACUAUCCUAUUACUUGAAAACUAAAUCCUGUAAUAGUUCCAAUUAUCCUUACAUGCCAUCAAAUUCAGGCUGGAAUAAUAUGUGUGGGAGAAUAAAAUCUUUACCUUCUCUGCCGUUUGCUGUUCAUUGUUCCCUGGAUACCACAUGUUCUAAUAUAACCUGUUGUACCGAUAUACCUGGUGUGGGUAGAAGUUUGUCUAUAACAUUGUCAGUUGACAGUUGUCAUUAUACAGUAUCAAUACAAAUUGAAAGAUUGCAAAGGAAUAUAUCCCUGAUGAAAUAUGAAUGGGGUAGUAUUCUUCAGUAUACGUUGGUUGGUGUUUUGAGGAUAUAUUUAAAGAUAGAUGAUCUGCAAGUAGAAGACAAGUACAUGAUUAAUUCCAACAUCAGCCUGUGUAUGGAAUCAGAUGGACCUUGUAUGAUAACUUCUCCUGUUUUAAAAGAUACAAAGAUACCAAAGGCUUACUGUUACUCACCCAUUAAGUCAGAUUUUUCGUUGGUAUCAUGGUUUUCAAGUUACAGACUUCCUAUAGUUACAGCCAAGGAAAUUCCCCCAAAAUGGGCAAUCUCCAAACUUCAGGAAGAUAUGGGAAUGGAACAAUACUUGAUAGGAAAAGUAUGUAACAUGGAUCUGAUUCAACAACCGCUUAUAAAAGAAUGUUCAAAUCAGUUUCAAGAUAAUCCUCUUGACGAAGAUGGUGUGAUUUGUGUCAUGUCAUCAUGUUAUGGAUUUGUAUGUUGUGUGGACACACCAAUACUUAACACAUCUGUGCAGAUAGCAUGGGAAAUUCUGGAAUGUAGAAAUACAAUCCACUUACAGAUAGAAAAACUACACAAAAAGAUAAAAAUUCGUAGUUCUGAUUUUGGAAUUUUAAAGAUGUGGUACCAGAUAGACUCUGUUGAGAUUAAUAAUACAUAUGUUAUAAAUGUAAACAUAAGUGUUUGCUACGAAACAGACAGAUGUGAACUGAAUUUGAGAAUUCUUAUAGAUCAUGUAGUUGACAGGAAACAGUGUGAUUAUAGAAGUGGUUUCCUGGAUAACUCUUUCAAACUAGAUCAGUGGAUUAGUGAUAGACACAUUGAAUCAAAAGUUACCAACGGUGAUGUCCUUGCAAAUGAAUUAAUGGUAGACCUAGGCAUUGAUGAUUUCAUUGAAAGUUCAAGUCAAUGUGAUAUCAACUUAUCACCAUAUAGUGAGGCUGUAAAUGGAUGGAAUAAUGCCUGUGCAAAAGACACUACUCCAGUAACUGUACUGCCGGACAACAUUAAAUGUUACAUGUCACCUGCCUGUAAUAUGAUAUCUUGUUGUGUAUUCGUUGAUAUAUUCAGACGUUCAUUGUUUGCCUCUUUAGAAGUUAAUACCUGUCAGUAUAUGUUGGUAGUUUAUUUGGAAAAUCUCAUUUAUGAAGUUCAUCUUUUGAACUACCAAUGGGACAAAGAUGAAGAAGUUCAGCUACAUGGAGUUUUCAGACUUAUAUUUAGAGUGAGAAGCAUACCCUCUGAUAGUAAAUUUUCUGUUGAUGCUGAUAUUAAGGUUUGCUUUGAUGCUACAAGUAACAAUUGCCAGACAGACGUAUCUGUGUUGAAAGCCUCUGAUCUAUUGUACACAGUUUGUUCUUCUGACGAUGAAAGUGUUCCGUUUAAAGGAAUUUCUUUUGAUUUUUGGAAAGUGACAGAUUCAUCCUUGGUACCAAAUGAUAGAGCAUGUUCUGUGAUGAUUCCCAAUGCACAAAAUGUAGUAUGUCAGAUGACAAAAGAUUGUCAGGGUUUACAGUGUUGUGUUGAUGCUGAGUUUGUGAUUGGGGAAAGAAAAGUGUGUACAUCUUUUGAAAUAAAUGCGUGUGAUCAGCUUGAUUACAGUAUAGAAAGGAAAAAGUUUCAAAGAAACAUCCUUACAGAUGAUGUGAUAUCUGAAACUACAGGAGACGCAUUUAAGCUGAAUGUCAGUGUUGUAAAACAUCCAACUAAAUACAUAUUGACAGCAUCUUUACAAGUUCAUUAUCUGACUUCUGGUAUACAGACCUUUGAACUUUUAAAAGGCAUAGACAUUAAGAAUACAGCAUGUCAUAGGAGGAAGAAAAGAAGAAAACGUAGUACCAACAUUCUUGAUCCAAAUAAAAUGAUGCAAGGCUUAAGAAUGUUGGCAGGACAACAAGCACCAGAAAGUGCUUAUCUAGACUUUUUUAGAGCGGUAAAGGAAACAGAGAAUCAAAAGAGACGCCAAAACUUUAGAGAGACUCACAUUCCUGAAAGUGACAAGAAGACUGGUCCUAGGUCUUUACUUAAAGCCCUUGGUAAAAACAAUCCUGCAACAAUUCCUUUUGCAGGCAUAGCUGGCCUUCUUAAUCAUGUUAUUGGAGAUCAAUCGAUUACAAGGAUGUUGAGUGGAAGAUCAAGGGAGCAGAGGUGGCGUAAAAAUCAACCAUUUACAGUUGGUAAAGGGUUAACUAAUGAUGGAAUCAAGUUGCUAGGCAAUAAACUAGCAGCUAUGACUAUUGCUGACCUGGAAAGUAUGCUAGAGAUGAAGAAUGUUGAUCCAUUAGAAGUCUUGAAACUUACAAAUGAAGUUAGAGAUUUAGCAAAAGCUUUGCUGUCAGAACUAAUUUCUAAAAUUCUAGGUGGAGAUGGAAAUGAGUUUAAAUCCUUUGAUUUUACUCUGGAUGGGGAUUUUUCUAUGCCAAGAAAGCAAGUCAAUUUUUUUGACUUUCAUUACUCAUAUCCGUUUGCUGGUCUCAUAUUAUUAAGUUUUGAAUUUGGUUGCGGUGCAUACUGGGGCAUUAAGUUUAUUGUUGGUGCGAAGAUUUUCAGCAUGACUGUUUUUACUGAAGUUGAACCAUACGCAGGCCUUAAUGUUCAUGGAGCGGUUGGCCUUUGUAUUUUUAUAGUAUGUGGUAAACUACAACUUGAAGGAAUGAUCAUGGAAUUACGAUUUCCUUCCGGUGCAGAAGUCUCAUUUAAUAAGUUUCCUAUCGAUGUUGGAAUAUAUAUGUACCUGAAGUUGAUUCCAAUUAAAUUACGAUUUUCUGCAUUGGUUACAAUCGAGUUUACAGUUCCAGUUAUAAUUCCCAGUGUAACAUUCAAAAAGGUGUUAUUUAAGAGAGAUUUAUGGGCUUACGAAGCACCAACUAUCAGCGCUAAAAUUGUGGAUACAAGAAAAAAGGAAAAGGAUAAUUCACCACCACAGAUAAAAGAUUUUGUGGACGAUCCUUCUAAAAGAAGAAAAAGAUCAUCAGGAGGAUGCAUAGUAAGACAGUUACCUGACCAAGAUUAUACAGAACCUCUUUUUGAAGUGUCCAUCAGAGCAAACGAUGAUAAAAGUGAUGUUACACUUUACUUGGAUGUAGGAACGCGUCCUGGAGGUUCUGAUGUGUUGAAUGAAAAGCAGCUUGGUGGUCCAUCGACAAUAAUUAAGGAUAAGUUAACAGAAUCAGGUGUUCCAUUGUAUUUCACUGUGAUAGCUGAAAAUAGUGCUGGCAUGAGAUCAAAAACAUCAUGCUUUUUACCGACUUAUGAUUUGACAUUACCAGACGGACGUUUUCAAGAAGAAUUUAUAACGUCAAGCAAUCCUGAUGAACUUAGAGCUGCACUUAAGAUUAAUGAAGAUUCAGAAAUAUACCAUAAAAUGGUUGGUGUUGGAUAUGGAAAAGAUAUCUAUGGAGAUCAGAUUAUUCGCUGGAGUGAUGUUGUUUUACAGGUUUACAGUCAUGGUAGCAUUGGUGAUGACCCUUUCAAUCAUAAGGUCCUAGAGAAAAUGUUCACAGGAAUGCGAACAGGCAGGUUAAUAGGACCAAAAGCUGGUCCUGAUAGGAAAACAGCUACCGAAGGAGACUGUGCCAGAUACUGUGCUGACUUUCCUGUCACCAAGUGCUUAAGUUUUAAUUAUGACUUUGGAACUGGCACCUGUGAAGUUAUGGAAGCUAUUGAAAACCAGAGAUAUAAACUAUCCAAGUCUAAACUUUUUGAACAUUUUGAAAAAGUGGGCGGAAUGACACAACAGUUUGUUUAUCAGGAUCUUUAUCUGAAGCACAAUUCAUUAUUUUUUUUUAACUUUUGGGUGAAAAAUGUGCUGAAUUAUGAAAACGUUAUCAGCUCCAAAGGAAUUCUUAUUGAUCUAACAAUACCAAAUACAGGAUUAAUACAAAAUUCUACAUCAGAUUAUACAGAGAGAGUUCCUUGUUUAACUCUGAUACCUGAACACAAUAGACCUGAUUGGACAAUUCACUGUAGAGGGGUUAACCCAAAAGUAAAAAAUCACAGGUUAAUAAUUGAUGGACCAGGAUCUAAAACAGUUUUCAAUGGACCAGAACAAGAGACAGGGACAUAUUAUACAAAAGCAAAUAGAUAUAUUUCAGCAAACUGGGAUGGUUUCCAUGACCAUGAUACGGGAAUCCUUGGAUAUAGUGUCACAGUUGGCCAAUCAAUAUGUGAAGAUUUAAUCCACCCUCAUCAUGAUCCACAUUUUCAUCUAUUUGAUAAAUCUCAAUGGACACAUUCAACUAUGAUUUCACCCAUUCCUGCGCCUUUUACAAUACUUCCAGAUGGUCCAUAUUAUGUAACUGUAAGAGCAUUGAACAAUGUUGAGUAUGGAGGACCACUUGCAGUUACUGUUUGCCAUACAGCGCAAUACAUUGUUGAUAUGUCACCACCAUUUGUCUGGGAACUUUUUGACAUACGAUAUAAUGAAGACACAUUUGAACUGAAAGCAACACACAACUCAAGUGACCCAGAUUCUGGUUUGGAGUAUAAUGACUUUUGUCUUGGUUACACUAGAAGAGAUUGUAAUGAAUUAAGUUGGACUCGAUUAGACUUUAACCCGAAUAUAUCAUACAUCACACAACUGACUGAUGGUAUUCCUAUCUGGUUAAAAGUUAAAGCAGUUAACAGAGUGGAUUUGAGAACAAAGCGUGUAGCAGAUGCACCAAUCAUAGUUGACAAAACUCCGCCAAUAGCUGGACAUGUAUAUGAUGGUCCAGCAUUUGAUACUGAUUUAAUGUAUACAAAAGAUUCUGAACAGCUUUGUUCGAACUGGCAUCGUUUUUAUGAUCCCGAGUCCGGGAUUGGCUAUUACAUGGUUAGUGCUGGAUCAGAACCAGAUAUUAAUGUAACAGAUGUUGCAAACCUGACUGAAUAUGAUAGAAAAACACAUGAAGUUUGUAUUGAACUUACUGCAGACAACUACUUAAAACAUGGACAGACAUAUUAUACAACUGUUUGGGCUUUUAAUGCAGGGAUCAAAAUAAGAAAUGUAUCAGCGAUUUCCAAUGGAGUUACUAUUGAUCUGACAAAACCUGUACCAGGAAGUGUAAAAGACGGAAUAAAUGAAGAUUUUAGAGACAUUCAGUUCUCAGCCAGUCCAGCAAAGGUUGAAGUACAGUGGAGAAACUAUACUGACCCAGAGUCUACAAUUCAUCAGUAUGAGAUUCAAGUACAGUCUUCAAACAAUGGUUCAACUGAUUUUAAUAUUAUUAGAAACUGGGUGUCAUUUAACAAUGAUACUGAGAGUGUAAGAUGGUUAAACUUUCAUCUGCAUCACAAUGAUUAUAUCACAUUGACACUGAGAACAACAAAUGGAGCUUUGAACUCUAUUGUUAAUGAAACGGAUGGGUUUCUUGUUGAUCUGACCCCUCCUAAACUGAUUUUUAUAAGAGAUGGUACUGAUGAUAAAGAAGAUGCUGAAUUUCAGUCCAAUGUGACAGCUUUUUCAGCACGAUUCAAGUUUAUAGAUGAGGAAUCAGGCAUUGGACAGAUUAAAGUCCAGAUUUUCCAAAAACAUCAUGGAAUCAGAUCUCAAAUUUUACCAGUUAAACGAAGUGAAUGGAUUGAGGUUCCAGAUGAUGAACUAAAGAGUAUGCAGUUUACCGUACCUGGUUUGUCUCUCAAACAAGGAGGAUUCUACAGUAUGAAAAUAAGAGCUGUAAACAAUGCUGGUAUGAUUGCAACGUUUGAAACAAAUGGUGUUUUAGUUGAUACUACUUCUCCAAAGAUACAUUGGCUGCGAGUGGGUGAACUUGUAGGUGAUAGAGAGGAGAAAAUCAAUGGUUAUGUAUGGCAAGCAGAUACAUCUGGAAUUAAAGCUGCUUGGGAUGCUGUUGAUCCUCAGUCCGGCAUAAAAGAAUACCUGGUUUCAGUUGGUACCAACAAAGGAGGAACAGAUAUUUUAAGUUGGAAGUCUGUAGGUACUAGAAAUGAUGCCUACAUUAAUGGUAUAUCCCUGACCGUGACGGAUGAGGAUACUAAAUGGCCAAUGUAUUAUGUGACAAUGAAAUCUGUAAAUGGAGCAGGAAUAAUCAGUGAAUCUAUUGUAUCCACACCUAUCAUUGUAGUGGAUGAAGAUCAACCUGGCAUUGUAGUAGAUGGAACAGAAAGCUAUUAUACAGUUGGAAACGAUAUCAACUACCAGUCUGAUACAUCUACAGUAUCAGCACAGUUUAGUGAAUUUACCAGCCAUUUGCAUGGUGUUAUGUCCUAUGAGUGGUCUGUAGGUACAACACCAACAGCAGAAGAUGUUCUGCCAUUUACUUCUCAUGGAAUUGUUCAUAAAGAGGAGAAGAAUGUAAAGGGAGAUGGUGUGACAAGUGCUGGUUUUGCUCAUACAACAGUACAAUUACAACCAAAUGUUACUUAUUACACUACUGUUAGAGGAAUAACAAAUGUUGGGAAUGUACUGGAGUCUGUAUCUGAUGGAUUUACUGUCGAUCGGUCACCUCCAACUGUUGUAAUGGACAGGCUGACUGAUAAAACCUCUUCAGAGACAUACAUAGGAGCAGGAUCAACCAUGUAUCAGAAAACACCAGAUGCUUUAUCUGCAAUGUGGCAUUACAAUGAUACAGAAAGCAAUGUAAAAAGAGCAUGGUUUUCUGUUGGGACAUAUCCUUAUGGCAGUGAUGUAUAUGACAAGAGAGAAGUUAAUAUCUAUGCCACACUAACAAGCAACUUGCCAUUGGCAUCAGUGUUACCAGACCUGUCAGGAAAACCAAACAUAAUCAGUAUUUGGGCAGAAAAUGCAGCCGGUCUUGUGGGGCGAAUUACAUCAGGAGGAGUGAUAUUUGAUACAACAUCACCAGGUCCAGGUGUUGUUAAAUGUCCAGAGUAUGUAGGGAUUUUGGUUCCUAUUUAUUGUAAGUGGACAGGAUUUCUAGACAGUGAAAGUCCUGUUCAAAGAUUUGUAAUUACAAUGGGUUCUGAACAAGGUGCCUCUGAUGUUUAUUCUAUGGAGGUACCAGGGUAUUUUACAGAACAUUCUAUUCAAGGAGUCACGAAACAACUGAAACAUGGUAAAUCGUAUUAUGUUACUGUGACUGCCGUUAAUAUGGUUGAUUUUGAAACGUACGGCUUCUCUGGAUCAAUCGCUAUAGAUACCACUCCUCCAAAAUAUGGGAGAGUGAUAGAUUUACAUACAACAUACAGGUUAGAUGUGACAGAUAACGAGGUUACUGUCAACUUAAAUGCCAAAGUGUGCGAUGAAGAAGAAGAGUGUGAUUCACUUGAUGCUACAUGUUCAGAAUCCUUAUCCACUGUAUCAGUUACUUGGCAACCAUUUAGUGAUUAUGAAUCAGGAAUUGUGAGAUAUCAAAUAGCAGUAGGGACAACUCCUGGAGGAGGACAGAUAAGGUCAUUCUUUGACAUACCAAUAGAUGCCAAAUAUCAUACAGUUACUGGUCUUAAUUUAAUGGGAUAUACAACGGUGUAUGUAUCAGUAAAAGGUGAAAAUGGAGCAGGGUUAGCCAGUGUUGCUACAUCAAAUGGCUUACAUCUAUCUUAUUUAAGUCAAGGAUUACCUCCUGUGUCUCAUAUUGGAAUAAAUGACAUUCUUAGGAACUCCAUAGGAGAUGUAGAUUUUCAGGAAAGUUUUGACACCUACAGAGCAUCAUGGGUUGUUUCUGGUGAUCCAUGUUCCAUCCAGAAAUAUGAGUGGCAAGUACAAAGACUUGAUGGCCAGAUCAUUCAGCAAUGGCUGGAUAUGGGAGUGAGAACCUCUGGAAUGAAUGAUGAACUACACAUGAAAAGUGGAGCUUUGUACUAUUCAUUACUAAAAGUAACCAAUGCACUGAAUUAUACAUAUAUUAUAAGAUCUAAUGGUGUCACAAUUCAACAAGACCCACUAAUCCCUGGGAAAGUAUUUGAUGGAGAUAUAACUGGAUAUGACCUUAACUUCCAGCCAUCUAGGACAAGGGUAUCAGCUAACUGGGAUGGUUUUGGGUUACCGGCUGCCGCUAAAGCACAGUUUGAUGUUAUUUCAGGAAAUCCUGGACUUCAUGUAAACAAAGGAAUACUUGAGGAACAAAAUGACAACCAACAAGUUACCUAUUAUGAGGUAGCUGUGGGAACUGACAGAAGAUUUCCUAAAACAAGGGAUAACAUUGUACCAUUUACUGAUGUUGGCAGGAAUACAUCUGUAACCUUCUACAACCUUGAUCUGGUUCCUGGUUCAGGAUUGUACUAUUCCACUGUUAAAGCCUAUAGUGCAUCUUACUCCAUUGCCACUGUAACAUCUAAUGGAUUCCGUGUUGGAUUUGAUGGUAGUAUUGCAGCUGGGAAAAUGAUAAUGGCAGAUUUUGUAAAGAACAGAACACAGGUUGGAGUACAGUUUGAAGGAUUCCAGUCCAAACUAGAUAUAUUAAUGUAUUAUGUUGCGUUAUCUAACCAUUCAGAGGCCGAUGGGACAGAUUGUCAAUUCUAUAUUGAAGGUGGAAAGGCCUCUAAUGAAGAGAGGGAUAAAUUGUACAAUAUAUUCUCUCUCACAAAUAUAAAUGAAAACACCUAUUACAGUUUUGAGAAUCUAGAGUUGGAACAUGGAGAAAGUUAUUUUGCCUGGGUUAUAGGUGUUGAUGAGUCAGGUGAAUGUGCAAUGACUUCCUACCACUUUGUUGUUGAUUUGACACCUCCUAUCAAAGGCAUGCUAACUACAGGCUCAUUGUAUGAUAUGUCUGUUACCUACACUGUUGAUAACAGCACCAUACAAGUACUAUGGGAGGAUUAUAAUGAUCCAGAGUCUGGUAUAGAAACCUAUGAAGUUUCUUUAUGGAAUUCUUCUUCUUGUUCAUAUCAAAAUGUACAAACAUUAUUACAUGACUGGAUAGAGUUGACAAGUAAUUACACGGGGUACAGCUUUGUUGAUCUACAACUUGAGGAAUACACACCAUAUAUUGUACAAUUUAAAGUAACAAAUAAAGCAGGAUUAUACACAAUAGAAGAUUCUCCGCCAGUAUUGUAUGACUUGUCAACACCGACACAAGGGAAAGUAGUUGCUGGAAGAGAUUUCUUAAAAGAACAAGUAUGGUUCAGUUCAGGAAAAGCAGUAACAGGUACCUUAAUACACUUGCCUAGCCCUGAUGGUCCAGGAUGCCCAUCCAGACAUAUAUCUAUGAUAAACGAUAGUGAUUGGAGAAGACUUGAGCAAAUAGGAUUCAGAGAUCCCAGCGGUACGAUAUGGAAGUUACAUCACCGUAAAGAGAACAUCGAUACACUGAUCUAUGACAAUGCUAUCUCUGUAAAGCUCGCUAGACACAAUAAUAUGAAUAAAAUGUUCACAGGUGCUUAUGUUAGACCAGCCGACAUAGAAAAUGGUGGAGUUUAUCAUGUAACUAUUAAAGCAGCGGGAGGAGAUGGUCUAGCUAUCACUGGUGUCAUGUUCUGGGAUGGACCAGAAGCUGAAAUAGCUACAUUCACUUAUGAAGAAGACUAUGAUUGGGCAGCCCAUGUUUGUGAAUGCUGUUUGAUGGAUCCAGUUCCAGUUGCUUGUAGUUACUGUAAUUGUACAGAAUAUUUAUAUAACAAAUAUGGGAACAAAACAUUGCCAGUUUUAACAACUUCAACAACAACAGAACAACCAGUGCUAAAUACAACAAUACAACAGUAUGAAAUAGUAAACAAUCCUGAUGGAAGUAUUGUAGAUACUCCAAUAGACACUAGUAUACCUAUCACACAGGCAGCUUGUGGUAUACAGAUAUUUUCUGGCGAAGACCCAAUGAUUGUAACCUGGUGCCAGUCUUACAACAACACAUUUAACCCAAUGAAGACAAAGAUGAGUUUAGGGUUUGACCCUUCUGAAAAUUUUCACGAUUUUAAGAUAGAAAUCAGACCUGAAAGAGAUGAUGCUGUUGAUAUUUCAUGGUGUUUAUUUGUGUUUGUUGAUGGAGAGGAACUAACAAUGAUGUGUGGCAUUCCAUAUCUCAGUAAUCAGGCAAAAUUAGUAUUACAUGUUUGGAAUCGUGAAAACACAGUUCCAGAAAAUGCAGACAUGUUUAAUAGAUAUUCCACCAAAGCUUUUUUUAAAGAUCUGAUAAUGCCGGCACCACAAGGUUCCCUUUGUCGCUAUGGUGACCCAUUCAGAGGUGGAACAAAUCCAGUUAUAAAAUUUGAAGCCGGUAUAGGGAGUGAAAAACUGUUAACUGAUGUGUCACCAUUUAUUGAAGUACUUGCACCAUGCUUACCAUGUCAAGGACUGUGUUCUAGAUAUAUGUGUAAUUCAGCCUGCAAUCUUAAUGAUACAACAAAUUAUAUAUUUACCUUACAAGAUACAAACCUAGCACCAGUAAAGACAUAUGUUAAUGAAACAGGUCAUCAGGAAAAUAAAACACUGGCUUACUAUAUAACAGUGAAAGCUGUUCUUGGAUCCGGCCUAGAAGCUACUAGAUCAUCAAGCGCCUUUUAUGUUGAUGACACACCACCUGUUUUUGACACUGAUAUAAUGAAUUCUCAAAUCUAUAUAGAUGUCACCCAAGGAGAAUUUACGCCAGUAAAUUAUCAGGCAUCUAAAGAUACAAUAAAAGCAUUUUGGAGAUGUUAUGAUGAUGAAAGCCAAGUUGUGGAUAUUCAAUGGGCUAUUGGUAAUACAGUUGGAGCAGAAGACUUGCAGGAAUUUCAGUCUGUUGGUAGAGAAAUGGUAGCAGAAAAUAAAACCUUUAGUGGAAUAUUACAUCACAAUACUUCAUAUUUUGUUUCUGUUAGAUGUAUCAAUGGAGGUGGGGCAUUCACACAGUGGAAUGAAACAAAAGGAGUAAUAGUAUUGUUAGUGCCACCAGAAACAGAUGAUUUGAACAAUACUUUACCUGGAACAGAAGAAUUUCCAAAUAAAGUCAAUCCUAGAGAUGCCAGGGAAUCAACUGAUCCCACAUCUAUAGGGAUGACAUUUACUGCCAGUGAAGAUAAAUCUGUUAUUAAAUAUGAUAUGUGUAUCGGAAGUGCUGAAUACAUAGAUGACAUAUUACCUUGCCAGUGGGUUGGAUUAAAUGCAUCUGGGUCAGCAAUGAUAAAGGAUGGUUAUCUUUAUAUAAAUGGAUAUAAAACUAGACCAUUAUCAGUAAUGCAGAUUCAGAAUAAUAGCAACAAUUCAAGUGUUGAUGUGAGUGAAACAUUUCACAUGGAACCUGGUAGAACUUUGUUUAUGACAAUGCGAGUCUGUAAUGAAGCUAUGUUGUGUUCUAAUAAAUCCCUUGGUUCUGUUACUAUCACAAACAACACGACUAAACUACAAACUUCAGAACAUGGGGAAAGUAUCCGUAUUGAUUAUGAUAUGUCUUCUUCUAGAAGAGAAAAAAGAGAAACUCCAGUGUUAUCUGUAACAACUCCUGAAGGAUUAAUGCCAGGACAAAGUAUAAUGCUGCAGCCAUUAGACGAUGAAGACUUAUCAACAGACUUCAGAGCUGAUGUUGCACUUAAUUUCCAGCCAUAUAUUGUAAAUCCUUCUGAAACUGAGGAUAUGGUAGAGAGAUUAUUGUAUAAAAGGAUAAGAUCUAUUCUAUAUUCUUUCUCAAUAACACCAGUUGGUCACCUGCCUAUGCCAGGACCUUUGAACAUAACAGUUGAAAGAAAACAGGAUGAAGAUGAAGUUUCAAGAAUUUCUCUUAUUCAUUGGAACCCAAUUGAACAGCAGUGGAUGCUUUCGUAUAGGACAUGUGAUGACUCUGAUGGAGUAACAAAAAAUACAGAUAGAACUCAGACCUUUUUUGUUUGUAAUACAAGAUCAGUACAAUCAGACACCAUAAAGAGGAAGAGAAGAUUUGCUGAAGGAGCUUAUUUCUCAGAAGAAACACAGUUUAUUGUUGCUGUUGUUGAUAAGAAUGUUUACAACUCACCACCUGUAUUGUUGAGUCCUGAUAUUUUGAUAAUGGACGAAGAUCAAGGCACCAUACAAUAUACUCUGAGAGCUUCUGAUGAAGAAAAUGAUUUGAUUGAGUACUUUAUUGAACCAUCCUUCAAUGUUUCUGAUAUAAAUGGAACAUUAUUUUUAACUAAAACUGGAAUAUUACUUUAUACCCCAUGUAGAGAUUGUACUGGUAAGGAACAGAUACCAGUUGUUCUACAGGAGGUUCAGCGAGAUAAUUCAAUCACUGCUGUUCACAGAUUGAUUACGUUGACUAUCAGUGUUGCACAACUGAAUGAUCCACCAAUUGUCUUUAUGACUCAGUAUGGACAAAACAUUCUCCAUGAUGACCCGACAGAACCUGUUCUGGUCUAUUUAGAGCAAAUGAAUGCUUUUAAUAUAGAAAAAUGGUCCGGUGAGUUUUCUGCAACCUUUGGUGCCUAUGAUAUAGAAAAACAGGAUUUAUUUAUAACUGUGUCAGAACCUUCACAUGGUAGAAUACUGUUAUCAAAAGGAAGAGAAUCAGUUCCAGACCUGGAAGCUUGUCCUCCUUACAAACAUUUGACAACUGAACCCUGUGGAAAUUUCAGUCAUAAUUUACCACAUGACAAAGAUACUUUGUCUUGGAUUUAUGCUAAUAUCACAUAUAAACAGAAUAUGUCAUCAUCUGGGAAUGAUUUUGUAAAGAUCCAUAUAACAGAUUCUUUGAAUGCUACCUCUACUGUGAUAACCGUCCAAUUUGUUCUGAUGGAAUCCCCAUGUCAAAAGAAAGGAGUUUGUACACCCAAAAGAAAUUACCCUUGUAGGAGUGCACAUAGAGCAGUAGACUUUGAUAAGAACUACAUAUGUACAUGUACUCUAGGAUACACAGGGAAACACUGUACAGAUGAAAUUGAUGAGUGUCAAAGUUCGCCAUGUGUUCCACCUUAUGUGUGCUAUGACGUUUUGAACGGAUAUUACUGUGAUUGUCCAGCAGAUGAUCCCAACUGUGUACUUCGUGCUUGGGCGAUAUCCCUGAUAAUUCUAGCAGCAUUAUUUGUAGUUAUUUGUAUCAUACUUGGAUCAAUUUUGCUUAGAAGAAGACUUUACAAGAAUAAAGACCCUUUGCUUUUGUCUUGGAGAUUUAGAGAAGACAUGAAUGGAGAGGAUUAUGAUACAGAGAGCCAACUUAGUGACCAUGGAAUCUUCUUAAGAAACCUCAUAGCCAGAGAAGAUAUCCCAUAUGCAGAUCAAAAAAAUGUUGAUACAGAGAGCAAAUUGAGUGCCCAAGAUACCGUUUCAGUUGAGGAUGUCGAUAUAGAGAGCAAACUGAGUGACCAAGAAGAUUCUAGAAAAAUCCUAGACAUGGAUGAUAAACAGGAUCUUGAUACAGAGAGUAAACUGAGUGACCAUGAAAGAUUUUCAAGAAACCUCCUAGUCAGGGAAGAUGAACAGGAUAUUGAUGCAGAUAGCACAACAAGUGACCAUGAACGGUUUUUGAGAUACCUCCUGGCCAGAGAAGAUAUCCCAUAUGCAGAUCAAAAGGGUGACACUGAAACCUGUCAACCGAUAUUGAGUACAAGUGAAAACAGAGAUGUCAAUGAUGAAUAAAAAAUGGCGAUCUGAACCCUAAACUUUUUAAUAGUAUAUAUUGUAUAACUAUAUUAGACAUAUUUAUUGGCAUUGUAUAUAAAUAAAAAGCUUGAUGAACUAUU
Messenger RNA from Mytilus californianus (California mussel), 15258 nucleotides. RefSeq lists its product as uncharacterized. The transcript has 89 exons. Gene Ontology annotation, molecular function: protein binding; calcium ion binding. The record is from RefSeq and is a predicted model, not a curated record. Lineage: Eukaryota; Metazoa; Mollusca; Bivalvia; Mytilida; Mytilidae. The coding region runs from base 11 to 15154 and encodes 5047 amino acids.